Messenger RNA from Colossoma macropomum (tambaqui), 930 nucleotides. RefSeq lists its product as uncharacterized. NCBI's taxonomy places the organism in Eukaryota, Metazoa, Chordata, Actinopteri, Characiformes, Serrasalmidae. Bases 7 to 681 code for a protein of 224 amino acids. The transcript is spliced from 3 exons. The record is from RefSeq and is a predicted model, not a curated record.
UCUGAGAUGAAUGUGAGUUACUCAGAAAGACAGAUCGAUGCUGUGGAGGGUUUAUCAGUGGAUUUUCUCUGCACUUACUCACAUUCCAAAGCUGAGAGAGUUAAUAAAGCUUUCUGGUUUUACUUUCGGCCUGAAGUGGAGUCAGAGGAGCUGAGUGAGGAAGAGCAGUUUGCUGGUCGAGUGGAGUUUAUUGGAGAUAAGGAGAGAAACUGCACUCUGAGAAUGAGACGUGUGAGAGAGAGAGACUCUGGAGAAUAUCGCUUUCAGUUCAGCACUCAGUCUGGAGAGACAUUUACUGGAUCACCUGGAGUCACUCUGAAAGUUACAGGUCUUCUGGUUCCAGAGGAGAGUUCAGUGUUAAAGCUGGUCACAGUGGGAGUGGUGGUCUUUCUGGCUCUAAUACUCAUCACAGCAGCUCUGUGGAGGUUCUAUGUGAUCAGAAGGAAGAGAGGAGCAGAGAGAGACACAGAUAUUCAGACUCCAGAUCCUGCAGACCACACAUACACAGCUCUGAAUCCCACCACCAUGACCUCAGAUUAUGACACUCUACAUGUAAGUCUAGUGUGUGUGUGUGUGUGUGUGUGUUUGUUCUCCUGGUUAGUGUUUUUAGUUCUAGAAGCUUUUUUAAUGUUUUUUUUCUCUUCCACCAUCUUACAGACUCUCCCAGUGACACAGCCUUAAACCCUGAAACCAUGAGCUCUGAUUACGACACUCUGACAGUAAGUCUUCAGUACCUACACUGAGUGUGUGUUUAUGUGUGUGAGUUGAGUGUGUUUAAAUGUUGUUCUCCGCUGUGUGUUUUUCAGGGUGUGAAGGCUUCACAGUGAGCAUCAGAGACGAGCUCCAGCCACAGAUUAUGAAAAUUUACAGAGACCCUCACCAUAGAAACCCCCUCAAUUACACUCAGAUUAGCCUCCAUUAUAACUGAAA